AUGAUGAUGUCCUCGAAACAUGUAUCGCGGGGGAAGCGGUGGCGCGGUCUGAGGCUGUCCAUUAGCUUCCGCACGCUGGUGGGAACGCUUCUGGCGAUCUUGAUCCUUGCUGUCGUCUUCCAGCGCUCCGGCCGCGGGCUCGAACCAAAAGCAAAAGGCGCCGACCUCCAGUUCAGCGACCCUUGCGGCGUCCUCAAGGAUCUUGGUGCUCCGGACGAUGGCUCAUGCCUGCGGUGCAGAAGACUGACGUUGCAUGCUGCCGCUGCGUUCAACCAGUUCCAUCCGAGGUUGUCAGUCCUGACGUCGCUUCUCGGACCGGGCGUCCACACGUUCCUCGAGGACUUUCUAGCGGACGUGCGACGCCAAACCGCGUGGAACAAAACCGAGGUGCUCUUCGGGAGCACGCUGGACGCCUUGGUGAAAUGGCCCGCACAGGACCGCCAGCGCCUCUUGCGCUUCGUCUUCGAGCAGCGCAACGUGGGCCUCGUGCUUUUCCCGGAAGACCCCGGGCUGUAUGAGCUCUGGAACUACAUGAUAUCGCGCUUCGCGCGCGGCGAGUUCGUCACGAACGCCAACUUGGACGACCGUCGUAGAUACGACUCUUGGGAGAUCAAGAUGCGAAGUCUCGAAUCCGACCCGCUUCUCGGCGUUGUCGCGAGCACCGUGGUCGCGACAGACGUUUCCACGAACUGGGAGGAAGGCAUGAAUCGCCCUGGUGCAGCUGUGUGGUUUCAGGACUUGCCUGACGUCCCCCUGCUGCAGCCGUGGAACUUCUUUCGGUUCCACGACAACAAAGUGCGCCCGGAGAACUUCCCGCACAACAGCCCCAUGUGGCGCAAGUCCAUCCACGGGGUCUGCGGCUACUUCGACGUGUCCUACGAUCCGGUAGCGGAUUUCGAGUUCUGGCUGCGGUGCCGCAACGCCGGCGUCUUGUAUACGAUCAUCGCCGACCCGAUCGAGGCGUACUACGUCAAUCCGUCGUCGCACAAUAGGCGCACGGGUCGCUCGAAGAAUGCAAUGCUUAUUUCCGAGAUUGUGCGCAGGCAUCUCCCGGAAGGACCCCAUUGUGAGGAUGUUCGUGUGGCGCUGGCGCAUGACGAGCUCCAGUUGUCCCACCUGACCGGAAGCGACCACCGCGUGAUGACGGUCAUGGAACGCUUGGGGAAAGUUACCUGCAGCGCCGUCGAUCUGACCGUUCGAAGCGAGAUGGACGGGCAGACAGCGCAAACGAUCGACGCGCUGCAUGGGCGUCUCGUGUCCUCGGACCCCGCCAUGCGAUCCUUCCAAGAUAUGGCGUGCAGCGAUGGCGGGUAUCUGAUGACCAUCGCGUCUGCACGAUUCCCUCGCGACGGAGCGCCCUCGAUUCCGGAGGUCCUUGUGGCAUGGCACAACAAAGGGUGCCUAGGACAGUUAGUCGUGAUUUCCGACGAGGUUCACUUCCUGCGACAGCUUCAAUCUCCGGCCAAGGGCGCUAGCCGAGAUGGCGCCCUUGCGAUCGAAAGGCGCGAAGCCGACGUCUACAUGGCCGCGGCGCAGGUCAUAGCUGUGUCCCACAGCGACGCGUCUCUCAUGCACGAGCUCGUCGGCCGGCAGCAUGGACGCUUUUGCGUCGUGCCGCACCGCGGUGCUGAUAUUGUGCAGCAGCAGUGGCCGAGGCAGGAGAGGUCGUUGAACCUCUGCUUCCACGGCAACUUCGAUGACUUCAACGACGAGAUGUCAGUGAACUGGUUCCUUGACAGUGUCCUGCCAGCCGUGCGUGGAGCGAUUCCGGACAUGGUGCUGCGGAUCAUCGGCCAGAGUUGGGAGACGUCGGGGGCAGAGGGGAGGCAGGGCGCGCUGUUUGGCGAUGCAGACGUGUGCUUGGCUGAGGUGGUGCCUCGGCGACAAAUGCUCACGGGCGUUCGCACAGAGGUUAUUCACGCACUGUCGCAGGGCAUACCUGUCGUUUCAACGUCGCAUGGGAUACGAGGGCUCCCUUGCUUGCCACGCUGCAGAGGCAUCGUCAUCGCAGACAAUGCCGAGGACAUGGCAGACAGCAUCGUGCGGCUAUACGAAAGCCCCUCGCGCCUCGCAGAGGUGGCCGCCGGUGCGGAGCAGUCCAUCUCACUAUGGCGAAAUACACGUCAACUCCCUGGUUGCCUCGGUUCAAUAUUCCCAUCCGUGAUCGACAUGGAUGGCCGCGGGCACGUCGACCUGGACCAUGGACUCGAAGUCGAGGCUUCGGAGUGA
Messenger RNA from Pedinophyceae sp. YPF-701, 2229 nucleotides. NCBI's taxonomy places the organism in Eukaryota, Viridiplantae, Chlorophyta, Pedinophyceae. The record is from the annotation of a GenBank genome assembly.